UCGAACCUACAACCUUGCGUCGUUAACGCAAUGCUCUAACCACUGAGCUACAGGAAAGCUACACAAAGUCCAUUAACUGUGUACUGCGCGCAAACAGAAUAAGCAAUUUGCAAAUAACAAUAAUGUCAAGUGUGAUAGUUAAAGCUUUAAAUUAUUAACGCAUAUAUUAAAUAAGUAAAAUAAGGAGGAGACAAUGCCAACCCAAGCGGUAAACGAUGGUAAGGUUGCCAUAACAACCGUGUGUUUACGCGCUCUCCGUUGUCUUGAAGAGUAAGUUACGCACGGUACACAUAAGCUAACGUUACCCCAUUUACAUCUCUGAGGAUGUCGCGGCUGAUGGGACCCCCUAAUAAAUUUCUCCCCCAUGAGUGGAAACAUGCAAACCAAGUGCAGUACAGAAGAUCAGAGGAAGAGAGAACACGGUCAGAGAAACUGACAGCAGAGUGCGAACGACUGAUCGAGGAGAGCAACGCAUCUACCAAACGCAUGCAACAGGAUGCGCAGAAGAAGCUUGAGCAGAGAAUCCAGGACAUCAAAUUCUGGAGGCAGGAACUUGAGCAGACGUUUGGGGAGAUGGUGCAGGAGAUCGAGACCCUCGUCGUCUUUAAGAGCCGCGUGGAGCGAGCUUUGGAGAGCUGCUCUCAGCCUCUACAAGUUACUCUGCAAUGUCUGGCUGAGAGACAAAAGCGGGUGGCCAUUGAUCUGGUGCACGAUGAGGUGGAAGAAGAGCUGUUGAAGGAGAAGGAGGUGACCGAGGGCGUGAUGGUUCUGCUACAGCGCACUCUAGAACAGAUCAAUGAACAGAUCAGGCUUAUACGUUCUGUGAAAUAUUAUUUGGACAAGGACCUAAAAGACAAAUUUCAGGCUGAAAGUAUUGAUGAUUUCUGCUCUCUGCUUACUAACACGUCGCCUGGUGGACAUGGGGGGAAUUCUGAAUUCUUUAGUGUUGGAAGGACAUUAACCCCUGAGGAAUGGGAGAGCAUCUGCAACAUCAACAUUAGCAAAGCUGAGAAGGAAAAGAACAACUCGCACUCUCUGAGAGCUCUCGUGGAAAGCCUGCUGGAGCAGACGGCCACAGAUAUGCGCAGACAGCACGAUACCAUGGACAGAGCAUUGGAGCUGCGCAUACAGGAGGCCAAAACUGCCAAAGCAGAGCUGGAGAACCAGCUGGAUAAGCUGUUAGAAGAGACAGCGAGCCAGGAGAAGAAUCUGGAGGAUCUACGAGUGGCUGUCGCCGAGAAAGAAGCUCCCCUGAGGGUGGCACAGACUCAACUGUCCACCCGCAGUCAGAGACCUAACGUUGAGCUCUGUCAUGACCCCGCUCAAACCCGACUGUUGACAGAGGUCAAGGAGCUUGCUAUCCACGUCGAGAGACUGAACGAGGGCAUUGAGCUCUCCGAGAUGGAAUUGAAAGCUCUAGCAGGCCAACAGCUGAUCCUAGAAGAAGAGAUUCAGGUGAAGUCCAACUCCAUCUAUAUCGAUGAGGUGAUCUGCCGACAGCUGUGCGAGACUGUUUCUAUUCACAACUACUGAAGGGAGCUAAGAUAUACAGCCACAGAGCUCCAGAUACUCAUCUGUGUUCUGGAAGAGAAGCAUCAUCGAAAUGAGAAGAUUUCAGUCCCUGUGUUUGGUUUGUAUGGUUGCAGUACAACAUGUCAUGCGUUUUAAUAUGCAUCUAAAAACGAAGGUUUGUUAUGACAAAGCUGAAACUAUUAAAAGUGUAUCUUAGGUGUCUCUGAACUUUCAGCCUCUGAAGUUUACUUCUAGAAUUUAUUUGUUUAAUCACAUUGUUGUGCAAAAUCUUGAUGAUUGAUCGCGGCGAUCUUAAUCGAAAUGUGGUUAUUAAAGAGUUAAACGUUAAGACAAACCAAUGGUUAAUUUUUGACUCCCCCAAACCUCUUUAUUAUACUCUUUAUUUUUAAUAGGCUAUGAAAUUUGAAGACGCUGGUAAAAUGACUCGGUGGGGAUUUUUGAGUUACUUGAUAGCAAUUUGUUACACACAUUAUUACACACAUUGUGUGUUAUAUAUAUUGAGUAAACUUUACAAGGAAUUUAAUAACUGUGCCUUUUUAAUAUAUAGAACAUCUAAAUAGUUACAUUGUUUCAUUUACAUAAAAACUUUAGCAGUUUGAUAUUUGCAUGGGACUGAAUAAUGGGAGCAAAUGUAGUAAAAAAAAAACUAAGCUGAUGCAAAUGUUGCGUCAAUUUAGUAACAGGCGGCUUUAAUAAUAUAAAUAAAUGUACUGUGUUUCAUUUAUAAUGUUAAAAUAAAACAUUUCAACCGGUAGAGGCACAAACCCUCACCAUUACAUCUCCAAUAACAUUCAAUAAUGGAUAUUGUGGGAAAACCACAUAAAUGUAUUUUUAUUUCCACAUUAUUAUGGUAUUAGUUAAGAUAAUCAUGGGUCAUAAAAAUUAUGGAACUGCAGAUAUAAACAUUUGAAAUGCAAUUAUCAGUGCUGAAACAACCAGUUAGAUCUAUCAGAUCUAAAAAAAUGCUCUCACAUUUUGCCACUUGAGUUCACUUCGAAUAUAAGGUAAGAAAUUGUUCAUUUUAAAAUAUUUUUUCAUUAUAGGCUUCAUAGAAGUCUUUUUAUUCUUUUUACUCGCUUCAUAAAUUUGAACACCUAUACUGCAUAUAGCCAUUAGUUGAACUUCAGCAUUUUUGUUCUAUAACACACUGGCUAAAUUUCUGUUUUAUGCAUUAGCACGACAUGCUGGAAAGUCUUCGACUCAUUUUAACUCUAUAGUUGCAAUGACAGGCUAG
Messenger RNA from Triplophysa dalaica, 2767 nucleotides. It is a transcript of the gene tekt1, whose product is annotated as tektin 1. Gene Ontology annotation, cellular component: nucleus; microtubule cytoskeleton. The coding region runs from base 325 to 1533 and encodes 402 amino acids. NCBI's taxonomy places the organism in Eukaryota, Metazoa, Chordata, Actinopteri, Cypriniformes, Nemacheilidae. Gene Ontology annotation, biological process: cilium movement involved in cell motility; cilium assembly. The record is from RefSeq and is a predicted model, not a curated record. The transcript has 8 exons.